AUGCAUAAAUGUCCCAAUCGAUUGAUUGCUCUACUUCAAGGAGGGGAAAUAUAUCUUAGUGAAGAAAGGGAGCAAGAAUAUAGUGGUGAAGAAGAUCCUCAAAAAGAGGAUGAGUUCAAAGAUGGGGAAGAUGAACCGGAUCUUUGUGUCAAAAAGGAGAGAAUGUCGCUCCUCUAUAUCUGCGGGAGUUGUGCAAAUAUUGCUAGUACUGCAUUAGUGGAAUUCUUAAAGCUUCCUACUACUAAGCAUGCUACACCUUACAAACUUCAAUGGCUGAGUGAGUGUGGAGAAUUGAGGGUGCAUCGACAAGUGAUGAUCAAGUUUAAGAUUGGGAAAUAUCAAGAUGAGGUCCUAUGUGAUGUGGUCCCAAUGCAAGCUUGUCAUGUGCUACUCGCGAGGCCUUGGCAACAUGAUCAUUCAAUCAAACACGUUGGGAGAACAAACAAGUAUUCACUUGUGUUGAAUGAUCAUGAGUAUGUUCUUCAUCCUAUGACCCCCUCUCAAGUCAAUGAUAUACAUAAAAGGAUGAGUGAUUCAAAGGAAAAGACGAAGUGUGAAAAGGAACAUGUAGAGGCCGAGAGUCAAGAAGAGGAGGAAAGAAGGAAGUUGAAAGGAAAGGGCCAAGUGUUGUUGGCCAAUUACAAGGAGAUAAGGGAGGAAAUUGAAUCCAGAAGUUAUUUGAUCCUUAUUACACAUAGGGAUCAUGAAUAUGAGGAUGUCUUCCCAAAGGAGCUUCCAAGAGGAUUGCCCCCUCUUCGGGGAAUUGAGCACCAAAUUGAUUUUGUGCCAGGAUCACAAUUGCCAAACAAGCUGGCUUAUCGAAGCAAUCCGGAGGACACCAAGGAGCUACAAAGGCUAGUUGAGGAACUACUUAACAAAGGCUAUGUGAAGGAGUGCAUGAGUCCAUGUGUCGUGCCGGUCCUAUUGGUUCCAAAGAAAGAUGGAACAUGGCACAUAUGUGUCGAUUGCCAAGCCAUCAACAAAAUUAUGAUUGAUCUUAGGAGUGGUUAUCAUCAAAUCUGGAUGAACCCUGGUGAUGAAUGGAAAACCGCAUUCAAGACCAAGUUUGGUCUAUAUGAAUGGUUGGUGAUGCCAUUUAGUCUCACUAAUGCUCCUAGUACCUUUAUGCGUCUCAUAAAUCAUGUGAUGAAACCCUUUAUAGGGAAAUUUAUGGCUGUCUAUUUUGAUGAUAUCUUCAUUUAUAGCAAGACUAUGCAUGAUCAUGUUGAGCAUUUGAGAUGUGUGUUUGAUUUGCUUAGGAAGGAACAACUUUGUGAUAAUCUUGAUAAGUGUUCAUUUUAUGUUAAUGAGGUUGCCUUCUUAGGUUUUGUUGUGAGUUCAAGAGGGGUUGAAGUUGACGAGUCUAAAAUUGAUGUUAUUAAGAAUUCUUAG
This is a messenger RNA of Solanum stenotomum, 1392 nucleotides long. RefSeq lists its product as uncharacterized. The record is from RefSeq and is a predicted model, not a curated record. The transcript is spliced from 4 exons. Bases 1 to 1392 code for a protein of 463 amino acids. NCBI's taxonomy places the organism in Eukaryota, Viridiplantae, Streptophyta, Magnoliopsida, Solanales, Solanaceae.